AGGGCCUGGGGAUGAGCCACGGGGAAUUUGGGGAACCACAUGGCUCGCAGGCCCCCGGCCCCCGUAUAAGGGCCCGAACCCACGGCCUGGCCUUCCUCAGUCCCGGGAGCUCAGCGCCACCACAGCCGCAGCCAUGAAGUGCCUCCCGCUCGCCCUGGGCCUGGCCCUCGUGUGUGGCCUCCAGGCCGCCACCGUCCUCCCGACCAUGGACGGCCUAGACCUGCAGAAGGUGGCUGGGACAUGGCACUCCAUGGCCAUGGCGGCCAGCGACAUCUCCCUCCUGGACUCGGAGACCGCCCCUCUGAGAGUGUACGUCCAGGAGCUGAGACCCACGCCCCGGGACAACCUGGAGAUCAUUCUGCGCAAAUGGGAGCAGGGCAGGUGUGUGCAGAAGAAGGUCUGGGCAGAAAAAACCGAGCUCCCUGCUGAGUUCAAGAUCGGCUAUCUGGAUGAGAACGAGCUCAUCGUGCUGGACACCGACUACGAGAACUACCUGUUCUUCUGCCUGGAGAACACCGACGCCCCCGGGCAGAACCUCGUGUGCCAGUGCCUGACCAGGACCCUGAAGGCCGACAGCGAGGUCAUGGAGAAAUUCGACAGAGCCCUCCAGACUCUGCCCGUGCACGUCCGGAUCAUCCUGGACCUGACCCAGGUGGCAGGUGACCGCCUCCACACCCCGCGUCCCUGCUCUCACCCUGCGUGCGGCUCACCCGUCGGACAGCCAUGAGCCCGGGGCGCGUCCGUCUCCCAC
Molecule: messenger RNA, 751 nt
Organism: Herpailurus yagouaroundi (jaguarundi)
Lineage: Eukaryota; Metazoa; Chordata; Mammalia; Carnivora; Felidae
Product: beta-lactoglobulin-3-like
Exons: 5
Coding region: 134-727 (197 amino acids)
Molecular function (GO): small molecule binding
Source: RefSeq, a predicted model, not a curated record